Messenger RNA from Cladocopium goreaui, 962 nucleotides. NCBI's taxonomy places the organism in Eukaryota, Dinophyceae, Suessiales, Symbiodiniaceae. The record is from the annotation of a GenBank genome assembly.
GCCAGCCUCACAUCUUCGCGACCGCGCGGUGCCUUCCGGAUUCGUGGCAUGGAGAUGAAGACCUUCUACAUCAGCUGGGAGGAAGAUGGCCUCAAGAGUUUUGAGUUGUCCGUCCCUAGCGCUGCGCCAGCGUCCGACCUGAGCUGCUGUGUGAGGGAUCGGCUUGGUCUGAAAGCCACAGAUCCCUUCUACACAACUUGGGAAAAGGGAGACCAUGUGGCAGCUGUGCCGCUAUCUGCCAGCCUGCCAGACAGCAGUUCGGGAGGAUGCGUCCCAUCUGCGCUUGGUGCUACCUUUGGGCCGGUCGAGGGAAGAGAGGCCUCCUGCUUUCCCUCGGGAAGCAGACCGUCCGGAGCCUCCUUCCGCUCAACGGCAACGGGAGCGUCCCGCGGUGCUGCUGGACCCAUCGGAGCCGCCAGGCGACGCCGCGGCGGAUCCCAAGGCGCUGGCCACAGACCUGGCCAACGAGCGCACGCUGCUGGCCUGGCUGCGCACGGGGCUGGCGGCCAUUCGGACAGUCUUUUCCUUUGCCACUCUAUCAGGUCUCACAGCAGGUGAACUUGCCGUGGAUGUUGGCGUGACUCUGGUGCUGUCCUUUUCGGGCUUAGCCACUCUCUUAUUAGGUUGGAAGCGCUUCUUGGCUGUCCGCAACGGCUGCCCAGGACGACGUAUCGCCAUUGGGCCACUGUAUUCGGCUUUCUUGGUUGUUGCUGCUAUCUGCUUGCUGGGUUCUCUCUGGCGCCAGCCAAAACGGCUGAAUCACCCGCCCAUGCCUUUGCCAGGGGUGGAAGAAAGUCUCAUCACCUGGAGUAUUCAGUGAGAGCUUGCCAUCCACAAGGGAUCAGGACCGUGUUGGUGGAAGAACCAGCUGAAAGAUCUGAUAUUUCAGGUGGAUUUAAAAGAAUCCACGUUCGAUUUGGAAGGAUUCACGUUUGAGCCCAAGUUUGGGAGCCGAGAAAAAA